AUGGAAGAGGAAGCCUAUAAAGAUCUUAUGUUGCUGCCUUCCUCUUCUCCAGUUGUAGCAGUUGCUAUCAGUGGGAACAAAAACAGUAAACAUAUAAUUAGGUGGUCCUUGGAAAAUUUUCGACACAAGGGCAUCAUUAGUUUCAAGUUGAUACACAUCAUCCCAAGGAUUACUAGUGUGCCAACUCCAAUGGGAAACUCAAUUCCAGUUUCACAAGUUCGUGAAGAUGUUGCUGCGGCUUAUAGGAAAGAAAUGGGGUGGCAGACAAGUGAAAAGCUUGUUCCAUAUAAGAAGAUGUUUGCUCAGAGAAAGGUACAGCAUGAUGUUGUGACUCUUGAAGCAGAUGAUGUUGCAAAUGCAAUAAUAGAAGAGGUUACAAGGUGUUCAAUAAGCAAGCUCGUUAUAGGGGUUUCAUCACAUGGAUUUUUCUCGAGGAAACUAAACGGUCUGUCCUCAAGAAUAUCAGCUCAUGCACCUAGAUAUUGUACGGUCUAUGCCAUUUCAAAAGGAAAAUUAGCCUCAAUACGGCCACCUGAUAUGGAGACAAGCGUGAGCAUUAAAGAUGAUUCGAGUGAAGCAAGUUCUGCACAUAGCUACUCAAGCUAUUCUUCUAGCUCGCUUACAGAUAGCAGUUUGAGCUUAAUUACAUCCUACUCUCAUUUUCCUUCUCCUUCCCCUUCUCGACCAUUACAACGGUUUCUAGCUCUUUCGACCAUCAAUCAGUCUCUUCUUACUACGAAAACUAGCCCCAUUGUAGCCAACCAUUCUCGAUGCCAUUCCGUUGAUAUUGAGGAGCCGGUGGAUCGCCUUCGAUCCUCUCCCAAUGUUUCAUAUUGUGCACAAACAUUGAGUCGAGCCUCUAGUUGUAAAAGCUUGCCAACAGAUUACAAGUCAUGGGUUCCUGAUGAAGCUUCAUCAUCAGGCACAUUCAAUGAUUAUGUUUCAUGUGAAAGUCAGGCGGAUGUCAACUUUGAGCUUGAAAAGUUGAGAAUUGAACUAAGACAUGCAAGAGAAAUGUACGCAAUUGCUGAACAAGAGACGGCCAAUGCCACUUUGAAGGUGAGGCAUCUAAAUAAACAACGAUCAAAAGAAGCUAAGAAGCUUGAGGAGAUGAACAAUAAAGAGGUAUCUGCUAAAGAAUUUGCAAGGGAAAGAGCAAAUGUUGAAGCUUUGAGAAGAGAAGCAAAAUUUGUAAGAGAAGGUGCUGAAAGAGAGGGUAUCUAUAGGAAGGAAGCAGAGACGAAAGCUGUUCAAGAUGCCAAAGAGAAGGGAAAGCAUGAGAGUGCUCUUCAUGGAUAUCUGCAGCAAUACCAACAUUUUGAAUGGAAUGAUAUUGUAUCUGCUGCAUCAUCUUUCUCUGAGGAUCUUAUGAUUGGAAUGGGAGCACAUGGAGCAGUUUAUAAGUGUAAUUUGCAUCAUACAACUGUAGCAGUGAAGGUUCUUCACUCUAGAGAUGAUCACAAGAACACCCAAUUUCUUCGGGAGCUUGAAAUCUUGAGCAAAAUUCAUCAUCCCCAUUUACUACUACUCCUUGGUGCGUGUCCGGACAAGCACUGCCUGGUUUAUGAGUACAUGGAAAACGGUAGCCUAGAGGAUAGGUUGUACCGCAGAGGCAACACACCUGCAAUCCCAUGGUAUGAGAGGUAUAGGAUUGCUUGGGAAAUAGCCUCAGCUCUUGUCUUUCUACACAGCUCAAAGCCGAAACCGAUAAUCCACCGUGAUCUUAAGCCUGCAAACAUCUUACUCGACCGAAACCUCGUGAGCAAAAUCGGCGACGUCGGUCUAUCUACUAUGCUUAAUUCAGAUCCUUUAAUGUCUACUGCAUUCAAGGAUAGUGGACUAGUUGGAACUCUAUGUUAUAUAGAUCCUGAGUAUCAACGAACUGGAUUAAUCUCACCUAAGUCUGAUGUUUAUGCUUUUGGAAUGGUGAUCUUGCAGUUACUAACUGCAAAGCCAGCAGUAGCAUUAACCCAUGUGGUGGAAACUGCCGUUGAGAGCCGCUCUUCAAUAAAGGUUCUUGAUAUUAAGGCUGGGCAUUGGCCUAUUGAAGAGACGUAUGAAUUGGCGAGAUUAGGACUUUGGUGUGCAGAGCUACAACGCAAAGAUAGGCCCAACUUAAAGGAUCAAGUACUUCCCUUGUUAGUGAGACUCAGAAAGGUUGCUGAUGAGGCUCGCAAUUCGGCCUCCAGAGUCCCACCUGCAAUUCCUAACCAUUUCAUCUGUCCAAUUCUUCUCGACGUGAUGAAUGACCCUUGUGUUACGGCAGAUGGAUACACAUACGAUCGUCGAACGAUAGAGAAAUGGUUCCAAGAGAACGAUAUUUCACCGACGACGAAGUUGCCACUGCCAGAUAAGAAUUUAAUACCUAAUCACGGUCUUCUGUCUUCAAUUAUGGAGUGGAACUCCAGAAAAAACUAAUGCCAUUUUGAAGGUUUGAACAGAGUUAGCAUGUGAAGCUGUAUGAGUAGCCACUAUUUACAUUCAACUUCUUUCCCCAUAGCCAUUAUAGGAAAUCUUGACUUGCAGAGAAAAGAAUAUGAUCCUGCACAAAACUUAAUAAUAAUUCUAAACUAUUAUAUAUAAGAGAC
This is a messenger RNA of Cucurbita pepo subsp. pepo (vegetable marrow), 2588 nucleotides long. The record is from RefSeq and is a predicted model, not a curated record. NCBI's taxonomy places the organism in Eukaryota, Viridiplantae, Streptophyta, Magnoliopsida, Cucurbitales, Cucurbitaceae.